Trichobilharzia regenti is the source of this 196-nucleotide messenger RNA. The record is from the annotation of a GenBank genome assembly. NCBI's taxonomy places the organism in Eukaryota, Metazoa, Platyhelminthes, Trematoda, Strigeidida, Schistosomatidae.
AUGAAUGCUGUUCAUCAGCUUCGCUGCAAAUUUCACCCUGAUUUGGUUUUCAAUUACUGUGUGGAAAAUGGGUUGAUAGGGAAGACAAAGACAUGCACAUGCGGAGGGGAUAUGACUCUUCAAAAGUAUUGCCAAGCAAUUGAUGGCUAUGCAUUCAGAUGCAAUCAGUGUGAUUGCACAAAGUCUGUAAGGGUUG